GCUCGGCGGCGGCGGCGGCGGCGCCGGGCCCGCGCGCUCUGCCCGGGGCCCCGCGGGAGCCUCCGCCGCGCUCUAUGCGCCUCUGCGGGCGCCGCGGGCCCGGGCCAUGGCGAUAGACCGGCGGCGCGAGGCUGCGGGCGGCGGGCCCGGGAGGCUGCCGCCCGCGGCCGAGGAGAACGGCGCCCUGCCGCCCGGGGACGCGGCGGCCUCGGCGCCCCUCGGGGGACGCGCGGGCCCCGGCGGCGGCGGUGACAUCCAGCCGCUGCCCGCGCCGCACGCCGCUGGCGGAGCGCACCCGAGCCUCCUGUUGUUGGACUACGACGGGUCGGUGCUGCCCUUCCUCGGGGGCCUGGGCGGCGGCUACCAGAAGACCCUCGUGCUGCUCACCUGGAUCCCCGCGCUGUUCAUAGGCUUCAGCCAGUUCUCGGACUCCUUCCUCCUGGACCAGCCCAACUUCUGGUGCCGCGGGGCCGGCAAGGGCGCCGAGUCGGCGGGGGUCACGGCCACGGGCCGGUGGGGCGGCGGCGACCUGGCCAACGGGACCAGCCCCCCGACCACCCCCUUCCCCACCUCCGCCUGGGGGACAGCCGGCCCCCUCGGCAACGGCAGCGGGGCGGACAGCGGCGAGACGCCGCCCCUCCCGUCCCCCCCGGACAAGGGAGACAACGCCUCCAACUGCGACUGCCACGCGUGGGACUACGGCAUCCGCACAGGCCUGGUGCAAAACGUGGUCAGCAAGUGGGAUCUUGUGUGUGAUAAUGCCUGGAAGGUCCAUGUCGCUAAGUUCUCCUUACUGGUUGGAUUAAUCUUUGGCUACCUGAUAACUGGAUGCAUUGCUGACUGGUUCGGCCGGCGGCCUGUGCUGCUCUUCUCCAUCAUCUUCAUCCUCAUCUUCGGACUGACCGUGGCGCUGUCCGUGAACGUGACCAUGUUCAGCACACUCAGGUUCUUCGAGGGGUUCUGCCUGGCGGGAGUGACCCUCACGCUGUAUGCGCUGCGAAUAGAGCUGUGCCCCCCGGGGAAGCGAUUCAUGAUCACGAUGGUGGCGAGCUUCGUGACCACGGCGGGGCAGUUCCUCAUGCCCGGGCUGGCCGCCCUGUGCCGCGACUGGCAGGUGCUACAGGCGCUCAUCAUCUGCCCCUUCCUGCUCAUGCUGCUCUACUGGUCGAUCUUCCCCGAGUCCCUUCGGUGGCUCAUGGCCACCCACCAGUUUGAGUCGGCAAAGAAGCUGAUCCUGCACUUCACGCAGAAGAACCGCAUGAGUCCCGAGAGUGACAUCAAAGGCGUGAUGCCCGAGCUGGAGAAGGAGCUGUCCCGGAGGCCCAGGAAGGUCUGCAUCGUGAAGGUGGUGGGGACCCGGAACCUGUGGAAGAACAUCGUGGUGCUGUGUGUGAACUCGCUGACCGGCUUCGGGAUCCACCACUGCUUCGCCCGCAGCAUGAUGGGCCACGAGGUGAAGGUGCCGCUGCUCGAGGACUUCUACGCCGACUACUACGCGGCGGCCGGCAUCGCGCUGGCGUCCUGCCUGGCCAUGUGCCUGGCGGUGCGCGUCCUGGGCCGCCGGGGCGGCCUGCUGCUGUUCAUGAUCCUCACCGCCCUGGCCUCGCUCCUGCAGCUCGGGCUGCUCAACCUGAUCGGGAAAUACAGCCAGCAUCCAGACUCAGAGUUGCAGCUGAAGUUGGCCGUAGGAAUGAGCGACAGCGUCAAGGACAAGUUCUCCAUCACCUUCUCCAUCGUGGGCAUGUUCGCCUCCCACGCAGUGGGGAGCCUCAGCGUGUUCUUCUGUGCAGAGAUCACGCCCACGGUCAUCAGGUGCGGCGGGCUGGGGCUGGUGCUGGCCAGCGCGGGCUUCGGCAUGCUGACGGCGCCCAUCAUCGAGCUGCACAACCAGAAGGGCUACUUCCUGCACCACGUCAUCUUCGCCUGCUGUACGCUCAUCUGCAUCAUCUGCCUCCUGCUGCUGCCCGAGAGCCGGGGCCAGAGCCUGCCCGAGAGCAUCCCCGACGGCGAGCACUACACGCGCCAGCCGCUCCUGCCGCCCCGGCGCGGCGAGCAGCCCCUGCUGCCCACCCACGCGGAGCUCAAGGACUACUCGGGGCUGCACGACGCGGCCGCCGCGGGCGACGGGCUGCCCGACGGGGCCACGGCCAACGGUGGGCGGCCCAUGUAGCCGGGCGCGGCUGCGGGAGACCCCACUCCGCGGAGGCUGGGGACCCCAGGUGGGGCGGGGACCCUGCAAAGCUCUCGAGGAGCGCACGCGUCUGAGGAAGCGGACCUAGCAGACGACCCUUCGGAGACUUUCUUUUCUGCCAUGAAAUGUUUGUAUUUAUUUUGGUCAUUUUUACAAGAAGCACUUUAUUCCCUUCCCUUCACUGAUCUCAAAACCGAGCCCCCUCCCCGGGAAGGACACGCCGCCGCUGGACCUGACCGUGCAGCCCGGCUCCCUGGGGUCCCCCGCCCCCGAGCAUUCCCAGGGCUGCGCUCUCCUCAGACUGAGAUGUGAAUGGUUAGGGUUUUGCUGGAGUCUCUGUGAUGGUUUGUACAGGUCUUUUCUGUAAGGGAAGAGCUUCCGCUCUGUGUUAGGGAAAAGCAGCUCACAAUAUCAUUAAAACCAGCUUCGUCUCUC
Messenger RNA from Cervus elaphus (red deer), 2626 nucleotides. It is a transcript of the gene SLC22A23, whose product is annotated as solute carrier family 22 member 23. The record is from RefSeq and is a predicted model, not a curated record. The transcript has 11 exons. Gene Ontology annotation, molecular function: transmembrane transporter activity. Bases 107 to 2170 code for a protein of 687 amino acids. Gene Ontology annotation, cellular component: membrane. Gene Ontology annotation, biological process: transmembrane transport. Lineage: Eukaryota; Metazoa; Chordata; Mammalia; Artiodactyla; Cervidae.